UUCUCAAAAUGGCGGCUUUGUUUAAGCCGAGUACGAGGGAACCAAGGGAAAUACAGUUUGAAUUUUACGCCAACAACGACCUUUUUAAGAUACAUAGCCAACUUUAGAUUAUGUCUAGGGGUCCACCCCAUCGAUACACUCCUGGUGAUGAGAGAUCAUUCAGAAGAUAUCAACAAAGAUAUGGAGAAUUUUCCGGGUCAUCAAGCUACGGUUACUAUGGAGGCCCACCAUACAAAAGACAGCGCCACCUUAGUGAUGAGGACAUAUGUCCCCCACCUGGGGCAGAUUAUAGUCAUGCUGCCUACUUUGAUCCUCCAUAUGUAAGGCACCAGGAGGUUGGAUUGGGGGACUACAAUGACUUUAGUUCAAUUAGUGAGAAGGAUAUGAAAAUGGAAAGAGAGGGAAUUAAGAAAGAAUUUGAAAGAUCUGAACUUCAUACCAAGAAAUGGCAGACUUCUUCAGAAGGCAGUGGGUAUUCUACCAGUGCUCCAUCAUCACCUCACUCAAGAGUAUCCCCAAAGAUCUCACCACGCCUUUCUCCUCGAGUUGGACCAAGUACUCCUCCAUCUUCAACUUCUCAGCCAACACCAGUCUCAAUUUCAACUUCUGGACAAGAUCAGUCCAAAUCACUUUCACCAUCAUUUUCAGAUGAAGCAGCGUCAUUUUCAAGGCAUCAUUCCUUGCAGGUUGUUUGUACAACAUCAUCAUCACUGUCUUCACAAAUGUAUGGGGCUGCUGUUCAUGAAAAAAUAAGAGAUAGUACUGGAAGACCAGCCCUGAUUUCGCCAUCUGCAAGUGACCCACAAAAGGAUUCGUACCCUGGCCCUACUAUUGAAGCUAUAUCUCCAUCAGCACCAGGUUCUGAAGGCCAAAGUGAGGAGAAGAAAGCAGUUACAGAGGAUCCCUCUGAUCUGAUGUCUAAAGAUGAGCUUCUCCAGGGGAUGGAGAAGGUGGACAGAGAAAUCUCACAGGUGGAACAGCAGAUCAACAACCUCAAGAAAAAGCAGAAACAACUUGAGGAAGAGGCUUCAAAACAGCCCAGUGAGCCACCAGAGGAAGAGCUACCACCCCCGACACCUAAACCCAAAAGUAUUGUACAGAAGAUUUAUGAGGAAAACCAGAAAAAGGCUGAGACUGCAGAAGCAAGGCUGGCAAAGCUCAGUGUGCCACUUCCAGGAGGAAAGCCCUUGUACAAUCAACCAUCUGAUCUCCCUUGUUACCAUGAGAAUCUUAGAAAAGCCCCAGCUAUUAAAGCUAAAUUGGUCAAAUAUUUCCAGCUACGAAAGCAAGCAAAAGAACUCAAGAAUCGUCAACUCUGUAAAGAAUACAAGACUUUGAAGCAAGCAUGGCUCAAGAAAAUUGAGAGAAAUGAAAACAAUCCAAAAAGAAAACAAAAGGAGGCUAAGCUGAGGGAAUUUUAUGAAAAAGUUUUUCCUGAAAUCAGAAAGCAAAGAGAACAGACAGAACGGUUUGCUAGAAUGGGCUCCAGAAGUAACUGGGGUAUUGUGGCCAGAAGUGAAGCUGAAUUUAAUGAGAUUGUAGACAAUUUAAAUGAGCAGGAGGCUAAUGAACGUCAUAUGCGCACUUUAGCUGUUGAACCUCCGCCUUUACUUGACAAAGAGGAGAGACGAGUGAAGUUUAUCAACAGAAAUGGCCUCAUAAGGGAUCCACUUGCAACACUGAAUGAAAGGAAACACAAGAACAUAUGGACUGAGAAAGAGAGGCUGAUCUUCAAGGACAAAUUUAUUCACAAUCCCAAGGACUUUGAUUUUAUUUCUUCAUUCCUACCUGGAAAGAGUGUGGGAGACUGUAUCCUGUUUUACUAUCAGACAAAGAAAAAAGAACAUUACAAACAGUUGUCCAGAAGACACAACCUCAAGAAAAGAAGAAGGGACCAAUUUGGAAAUACUCGUGAGGCCACCCCCACGAACAAGUCAAGAGGAGGCAUUUCAGAGAGCGGUACUAAAGGUGGAUUUGAAGGAGAUGAUGACUUAGGGGAAAUAACUGAUUCGGCAGAAGAGAGUGAAGAAAACGAGGAACAGCCCGUCGUGACUACCGCCCAAGUGACCACACCCACCCCCUCUGUCAGGCACACAGGGAGGCCAGAUCAUGUGGAGACAUCCCGUUGGAGUGAGAAAGAAAUAGAGAUUGCCUUACAGGGUCUGAGAGAGUGCGGGCGCGAUUGGGAAGCUAUUGCUCGACGGGUUGUAACCAAGACUGGUGCUCAGUGUAAGAACUUUUACUUCAACUACAAGAGAAAACUACGCUUGGAAGAUCUUGUCGCCGAACAUGAGGCUACUAAGAUGCAACGUGCCCAAGAAGAACAAAGACAGCAACGUGCCCUAGAAGAACGAAGACAGCAACUACAACAACAACAACAACAAGAAGACCAGAAGCAGCAGCAACAACAGCAGCAACAACAUCAGCAGCCGCAACAACAACAGCAGCUGCAGCCCUAUCCACAUCCACAGGAACAUCACAAAGACAGUCCCGGCACUUCACAGAGGCGGGAACCAAACCCUAAGCAUACCUUAGCACAACAACCAUCAGAGAGUCACAGUUCUCAUUCAUCAGAUCCACAUAAUAAACCAGGCGGUGCUUCCAACAGCAAUGUUUCUUCCACAAGCGGUAAAGAGUCCACCUCGGUGAUUGUUAGUGCGGUUCACACCGCGGUGGGAUCCCCGAAAGAACCUGCAACUACAUCUUCAGUAGCGUCGUCUAUCUCCAACCUCCAAAGGAUAGUCCCUUCUCAUUCUCCUCAUCUUUCUUUGACGAGCUCAAGCUCCACUCUAUUUAUGCCCACUCCAGGUGUGAUUGCGUCCAUUGGUAGAGCCUCGCCUAAUGUGGGAACAGGGCAACCAACUCAAGUAUAUACUCGACACCCGCUUCCCGAAUACACGAAGCCCGAGUCUAUUCGUUCCUCAAGAUCACCACAUCCAGAAACCGUAUUUCCCGGAAUUGUAUAUCCAAGACCUGAAGGUCCAAGAUCCUUACAGUCAGAUUUAUCGCAUUUAAGAGCCCCAUAUUUGGUUUCACCACGACCAGGUUACGUUCUUUCCGACUCGCGUCCCAUUUAUCACGGAUCUGCCACACCCAAGUCCCUCGGGUACAGUACAAACCCGCCGCACACUGCCACGUUGCACACAGCAUCCUCGCCACCUAGCCUUACUUAUUCAAAUAAAGGGGUGCUGCUACCUGGUUCGUCUCACCCUAUAAUGUCACACCCUGGCAUCUCUCUCACUAGCAAGUCACAUGUUAGCAAAGUGUAUGGUCAAUCCUCGCACCCAUCUGAACCUAUCCAAACUCCAUCAGGCUCUUCCGUCUUUGCUCCUUCAGGUGUGAUUAACACCCUCGGACUCAGUCGACCUGCGAGUCACUCCCCUGUACCUGCGGUCUCACAAAGUUCCUCUGAUGAGAGAGAAAAGUCUCCAAGUCAACCGUUACAUUUUCCCGAGCGGUUGGUGGCACAGGAUUCAUCUGUCAAACCAUCUUACUUAUAUCAAGGAAGUGCACGUUAUGAGCCAUCCAGCGGAAGCAUUUUGCAAGAGGCUAGCUCGGAAGUGGUAAAGAAGAAUUCAAGGAUCCCUGAAAGUGCGUCAUACGUAAGGGAUGUUCCUAAACCUGAUGUAAUUGUCAUAGAAGACGAUCAAAAAAAGAGGAUGGAAGGCUUUCAUCGGCUCGACACAGGAGAAGGAAAGCAAGCUUCAAGCAUGUUGAGAAUGUUAGCAUCUGGAGGAAACGGGCCAACAUCGUCGGGAGAUCACGUACCACCAGUGACGGAACCUGUGCGACCACAAAGUCUACCGCUGUCUUCCAGCAACCGCAUCAUUAGCCACACUGAUUUACGAUCUCAACAGAGUGCCACUCCACCAAGCAAUUUUGCCAUGCGCCCUCAAACCCUAAAUCCCCCACCGCCUUUGAUACAAGUGCCUUCUUCACGAGAUAAAAAAUAUAUCACGGCACACGAAUUGUCAGCUGAAACGACUCGACCCAGGGAGGGGUUCGCACAAGGCGAAGCCUACCACGAUCGUUAUGGUAAUGUUGGUCAGGAAACCUCUACUCUAAGAGAUGUACCAAGACGCGCACACACUCCCGUCGAUAAUAGAGGCGGUGAAAGGGAGAAACGAUCAGUUGUGGUAGAGACCGUUGACUUAACGAGCGAAAGAGAGGUUAGUAGUGCAUCACUAGUACGCCCCACAGCGAUAUCACCCGCAGUUGCUCAAGGUUCAUCAUCUGCUCGUGCCCAUCUGCAAGCCAUGGCAAGGUAUGCUUUAGCUGAGACAAGUAGUCCAGAAGUGACUGAAAAGAUGGGGCAUAAGAGAAAAGAAGAAACUUACCUUCCUCCGAGGCAUCCUGACGUUAAACUUACCGCUUAUGAGAAGAAUGAAGCGAUACGAAAGUAUAAAUUGGGUACCGUCUGCUUAUCAGCACCACGCGAGGUACCUGUCGGAGGAGAAUAUUCUAGUCAAGCGUAUGGGUUGAUGCCAAUGCCGGCUCUGCAUCAGCCUCUCACCCACACCCACCCGCAUCCAGCUGGCACCUCAACACCUCCACCAUAUGGUUAUCCCUUCCACAUGGGGCAUCCAGUGGGAACUUUGCACCACCACCCAGAACACCGUUUCUUGGUUCCAGUUGGGGUACCUGUGCGUGAAUUGCUCCCACAUAGUGUGAAUGGCGAGGAUCUACCCAGUCACGUAAAGCUUAGUGGGGCAUUUGCUCAUCAAUAUCCUCAAGGAGCAGCAUAUUAUCCAGCGAGUUUAAGGCCUGUGGUGCCAACAUACCAGCCAAUGUCUGUUUGUGGUCAUCCAUAUUCUGUACCCUUGGGUGAGGAACGACGCGCUGUUCAUCAUCCACUUGAAUUGUCUGGCAGACGUCAAAAUGAAAUAUCAGAGCAAGAAUUGGCAAACCCUUUUGUUGUUAAACAGCAGAGGCAUAUGCAUGCCCCUGGAAUGCCGGAAAAAGUCGUGUCAUCUGGUGAACUAUCAACAUUUCCCCUUUCCAGUCGCUCGCCAAAGGAAUCUGCUCCACGUUCACAUGCCCUUUCUCCUGAGAUGAAACCAAAGACAUCCGCUCAUACUGAAGAAGCAAAAACUGUUUCGCCACCAACAAGUUCCUACCUAUCGAGAAUACCAUCAAGGCCAGCCUCUGUUUCUGAGAUGCGCAAUCGAGCUGCUGUUAUUCCAGAGCUAGGAGAUACUGAGGGAAGCGUUAAAAAAUUUCCUGAUCCACAACCACUUGUGAUUAUGCCUACCAGUGAAGACUGUCAAAGGGAGAACAGUGCUAGACUUGCACAAGAGGAAUUUGUUAAAGAAACGAAGGAUCUCUCCAAAGAGGACAAAGAGGGAUCUAUGGUAGAAUCUUCACAAAUGGCUGCUUUUGCCACUUUGGUUGAUGUUGCUGCGGCAGCUAGGAAAGUUGAUGUUCCAGUAGCAGAACACUUGCCACAGAAAGAAGCCAGUGAUGUACGAGAGUCGCCCCCUGUAAGGCAAGGUGGGCAUACAGCAGCGUCACAUACAAGAGUGAAAUCACCACCAAGUCCCUCCAGAGCGUCACCUGGAGCUUCUACACCCCGGUAUGGAAUUACUACUGGGCUUGUUCCAAAACCUCCGCCUCUCAUGCCCAUCACUGGAAUGAGACCUUUGCAAGAGGGAAGUAACUCCAGCACCACUCCAAUCAGUGUCUCAAUUGCAAGUCAUGGAACUGGCAUGGCAUCGCGUAGUCCAAGCAAGCUUACAUCACCUCCUGGAGCACGAUCAGCAAGGGCUUCUGUGAGUCCCGAUGGCCCUCCACCACUGAUAUCCCACACAGUUAUUAGUCCUACUUCAAGUAGUCCGUCACAAGGAAUGAGCUCAAAAGGACCACCUCCCUUGAUUAAAGGCAUUGUCUCACCCGUUUCCAUGGAUCUGAGAAGCCCAGAAAAUAUUGACAAUUCAAGGAAGACCACAUCCAAUCCAGACAGCGUCGUUGCUCUUCAGCGUUCAGAUCAGGAGCCCGCUCAGUUAGAUAGACCAUCUAUAAGAAGUGUUCAAAAUAUGGAACCUGACAUUCAACGAAAGGUUGGUCAACAUCUUCAGGAAUCGCCACAAACCUCGUCACAUCAGAUUGAUGACAAAAGCGCCAAGAGGCCUUCCUCGUUGCCACAGUCAGCUCGGCUGCCCCAAGUAAGAACGAUAUUUGAAACAAUCAAUUACGUUGACUCUACUCAUGCUGAAUUGCGACAUCCAUCUAGACUUCACAUGAAUCCAUCCCAACCUCCCUUCGUUGGGAUGUACAGAGAGGAGGAUUUCUCACCAGUAACACGACCAUCAAAUGAAGUGUUUACAGAGAUCACCCAACGAGAAGGCCGUUACGCGGAUGAGAUGCCAAGAUCAUGGACAAGGAAGGAAACAGAGAGCGAAGAAAAUGUGCAACCACCUCUGCAAUCCGAUCAGUCAUUCUUAAGACAGUACCCAGCAGAAAACGUAGAUCAAAGGGGCAAAGAAUCCUGGCAAGCAAUUUCAAAAAAGUUUCCGUCUCAUCAAAAAUCACAAUCUGUAUCGAGCGAUGAAGAUUCUGCUCCACCACAGCGUGGGCCUUCUACGCACGCACCAAUCUCCCAUGGGUCUGGUAGCGAGACGGAAGAGGGUGAUGAAGGUGACAUGGAGACUGAAGAUGGGGUGCCUCCAGUACAUCCCCGCAUAUUGGCACUGGCGAGGAGGAGUUCCCAGGGUCAUUCCCAGUCCCCGUAUUACGAACCGAGUGACAGUGAAACUUUAUCUGCUGAGGAGUCAGAGAAUCUACCCGAGAGUAGUGAUGAGAUGCUUUUGAGUUCAACAAUGACGCCAUGUACUCAAUCCUAUGGUAGCUCCGAGGUUGACAAACCUGGCAAUCACGAAAGCUUCUAUGAUGACAAAAAUAAACCUAAUACUAACCACACCUCUACUACUUCAUCUGUCUGUAACCCCAGUGCGUCAGGAGUCUCCUCGGUUGAUGAAGAUGUACAAAUCGAUGAAUCAGUAUCAGACUGCGACGAAAGACAGGAAAGUGUUGCUCCUGAGGAUGUUGUUACAAGUACAAAAUCUCUCAGUGAAGAGUUGCUUGACGUUAAAGGUGAGGAUUCAUCCUCAGAUUCCCCAACUGCUUCGAGCUCAGUUGUAGCGGCUGCAAAACAUCUCCCAAGCUCAGAUCCUGGUGCAGAGGAAGAAGAAACAAAUGUUGGUUCAAGUCAAAAGUUUCAUGGAGAAUCUGGUGUAUAUGAACAUGAAAAUUGUUAUCCUUCACAGAGCUCUCCUUCACCCAUUGUGGAAGUUAAUUCCCUGGUGGGAUUGCCUGAACAGGCAUCGAGCGGCAUAGACAAGUAUAACACUGUAACAGUAGAAUGCAGUGAAGAUGUCCAAGUGGGUAGCAGUGAAACAGAUAGAGGUACAGAUGUAUCGCAGUUCGAAUCGUCAGAACCACAAACCUCGCAAGAAAUACCAGAUAGUUCAGCUAAUCUUGAGAAUAGACCUGAUAGAGGCAAGGUCUCACCUUCGGAAAAGAAUGAUAAUAUUGAAGAUGAUGGUAUUACUAUAGUGCCGGAUGAAAACGCAUUGACCACUGUACAGCCUGGGUUAACGCAACCUAGUGAAGUAACUUCCGUGUUGACUGAUGAACAAUCUGUAUCACCGUCGGAAAGAGGUGAAGGUAACUAUAUAUGUCAAAGUGCUCCUGAAACAGAAAAUAAUAACGUCGCGUCCACUUUAUCCGACCAAGAAAACGAAGAAUAUGAAUUGAACGAAGAAACAAGGGAAGCAGACGCAUUAGAAAACUCUCCCCAAGCUGAACAUGGAUUUCUGGUGGACCCUGACACUUACAGCUCCCCUUCAGAUACCAACCAUCCGGAAAUCAGUUCGGCAAUAGACUGUGUGUCUGAUGAUAAUGAGCAGGUGUCUUACCCGACUUUUGUUGGGGCGUUUGUUCCACUGCCGGGAGAGGUAGCUUCACCGGAUGUCAGAUCUGGAGGCUCCACCCAAGUUCCUUCUGAUGAGGGCUCAGUCUGUGAUGAAGUACCGGCUGACAAAGAAGUGGAGAACACAGAGCAGACAUUGUUACCAAAAGUAGAGCCAUUAAACGUUUUAAGUCCAAACGAAGAAGCUAAUCACACGGACGAUACACUCUCAGAAGGAGAGAUUCCGCCCUCACAAGAGAGCAGUCAGUCUGAAGACGAACCUUUGCCUUCAGAAGGCAAACCUUUGGGUAGCAAAGCUACUUCCCUCCUCCACGAUGAUCCCAUCACUACACCUCAGUCCACCAAGCAUUCGGAGACAACACCUCAAAUGUCCGAUUGUGUUCAACUUCCCUCUCAUAGCAAGGAAUCUGAGGACGAUGAUCAGUUAUCCGAAGGGGAGAUCCGGGAGUCUGAGGACGAACCAACCACGGAAUCUUACGAAGAGUCAUCCUCGUCAAAUGCAAAUCUGGUCUCUAGCUCAAUGUUAGGCAGGGAUGGUGACACUUGUCCAGUUCCAGAUAGGGUGUCGUCGAGUAAAGAAGCUACCACACGAACCGAGUGUUACAUCAAUAUGAUCCCCAUUUCUCCUGCGCCACCCGAAUCACCCAGUCACCCAUCAAGAGGAGACCGCGCAUCACCACUUCCACCAUGGCCAUUUACCGAAAGUCACCACCCGUCGGUAGUUCCUUUAGCAGCUCGCAUGACUUUCCCUUAUUCUUCCUUAUCACUCAAUGUGGGUUCUGCAUCUAGCAGUGCUCGUUCUUCGCCGGUACCCCAUUCGUUUGCGGUCAAUUUGGCCCCAGGUUCGAGCCCUAGCAGCUCGUCAUUGUUGUCAAGGCCACAGGAACCAGCCCCUCUCCUUUCAGAUAGUUAUGAACCGUUAAGUGAUGAUGAAGUUGAGGAGAUGGCUGAUAAUUCAACCAUGAGGGAUGAACAGGAUUUAUAGAUAUGUUACGGGGACACUCAACUUUGUGCCACAAUGAAGUGGCCCGAUUUUGUUAUUUAAAAAUUAACAAAUAAUUAUAUUAUCUCUGAAGUGUUGUUCCCGAGCCCUGUUUAUCGCUGAACUUUUAAAUGUUAAAAAUACGGUUUCGUCUCUCUUGUUGAUAUUUAACUGUAUAUUUUAUCGUAGCUGAUAGGUGUAAAAUAAAGAUUAGUUUAAAAGUAUUGAUUAAAUUACAACAAACUA
Messenger RNA from Pocillopora damicornis (cauliflower coral), 9155 nucleotides. RefSeq lists its product as uncharacterized. Gene Ontology annotation, biological process: regulation of transcription by RNA polymerase II. The record is from RefSeq and is a predicted model, not a curated record. Gene Ontology annotation, cellular component: chromatin. NCBI's taxonomy places the organism in Eukaryota, Metazoa, Cnidaria, Anthozoa, Scleractinia, Pocilloporidae.